Glossina fuscipes is the source of this 1485-nucleotide messenger RNA. RefSeq names its product segmentation protein fushi tarazu. Gene Ontology annotation, biological process: negative regulation of transcription by RNA polymerase II; anterior/posterior pattern specification. The record is from RefSeq and is a predicted model, not a curated record. Gene Ontology annotation, molecular function: RNA polymerase II cis-regulatory region sequence-specific DNA binding; DNA-binding transcription factor activity, RNA polymerase II-specific. NCBI's taxonomy places the organism in Eukaryota, Metazoa, Arthropoda, Insecta, Diptera, Glossinidae. The coding region runs from base 1 to 1485 and encodes 494 amino acids. The transcript has 2 exons. Gene Ontology annotation, cellular component: nucleus.
AUGACAGCAACAAAUUGCUACAACGAGUUCCCAGUUAAUUCAACAAAUUAUUCACAAAACUUCUACGAUACAUAUCACAAUCCUUAUUAUAAUAACGGCACUUUUUCAUCGAGUCCAUCUUCAUACUAUCACCAACAACAAGCAUACAAUGUCUGGAAUUCCAUUUCCAACGAAUCUGGUCAAGGGGUCCAAACGAAAUAUGAAGCCCUUCCAUGUAGUAGUAAUUUUGUUGCAGGCGCUUGUUACAAUUACGAUGGCUAUGGACGACAAGUUGCAAUGAAUACUCAGACCGAAGUUAGCCAAACGCCUGAAAUAUCAAUUGCAAAAAAACGAAAAGCCUUGGAAUUAGAAGAAGAUAGCACAACCACGACCACGAAAAUCAACAAAGAGCCCUCUAGUCAGUUACGAGCUCUCCUUACAAAUAAGAAACUCAAGUACAGUCCCGAUUAUGAUGCCGAUUCAGUCAAUAGCUUGGGCACCGAAACCAAAAGUUGUCUAUCUGAGCCUAGUACCCUGGCGUGUCAAGAACAGGCUUUCCUGUUAGCCAAUACGCCUACGACUCCGCAAAAUAUUUCCUCACCCAAUCGCAGUGAGGGGGAUUACUUGGAUGUGAAAACACCCUCAUAUUUAAAUGUGACUCGGAACAAGAAUCACAAACAUGACGCGAUUACAGCGAAUGAAAUUGAGACGAUAGUUCCUUCGCCGGCUGUGGUCGCUGGCAUUAAUACACCACCUUUGUCACCACCUGAGAAAAAUGACAGUCAUCAUGUCAAUCAUAAAUUGAUUCAAACGCAAUGCUUAGAAAAAAAACAACAAAAACAACAACAGCAAACACAACAUGGAAUCACUCUUCAAGCACAGACGAAUACCAAUUACAAUUGGUUGAAAUGCGAAGACCGUCAUCUAACAUCAGAAACCAAAGAUUCCAAACGCACACGCCAAACGUACACUCGCUAUCAAACAUUAGAGCUGGAAAAGGAAUUUCAUUUUAAUCGUUAUAUACCGCGUCGCCGUCGCAUCGAUAUCGCAAAUGCCUUGGGCUUAUCGGACCGUCAGAUAAAAAUAUGGUUUCAAAAUCGCCGCAUGAAAUGCAAAAAAGAUGGCUCUUUACUCCAAGCCCCGCCUGAAAUCCAUCAAGGUCUGCUACCUUACUCAACGGUACCGACGAAAAUUGAUGGACCUAUAGCUCAGGCAUCUUUUAUGCCACAGCAACAAGCUAAUCCCCAUCAUGAGACAUUUCCCGCAUAUAUGCCGCCUGCUACUCAAAACUUUCCCACGUAUCAACAUCAGCCCAAUGAAACGUUUAGUCAACAGUACGAAAAUACACCGCAAGCGUAUCAUCAACAUCAUCAUCCGCAUUAUUUACCGCCUUCUCAGCACUACCAGUCAAAUUUACAAUUUGAGCAAACGUCACCUGAACACCAGUCAAUGAUUAUGCCAGCAGGAUCCAACCAAUUAUAUCAGUUGCCUUGUAACCAAAGCUAA